Diplodia corticola is the source of this 1191-nucleotide messenger RNA. RefSeq lists its product as uncharacterized. NCBI's taxonomy places the organism in Eukaryota, Fungi, Ascomycota, Dothideomycetes, Botryosphaeriales, Botryosphaeriaceae. Bases 1 to 1191 code for a protein of 396 amino acids. Gene Ontology annotation, molecular function: protein binding. The transcript has a single exon. The record is from RefSeq and is a predicted model, not a curated record.
AUGCCCGCCCCAACCCUCGCCCACACCCACACCCACACCUUCCCCCCCACCAGCCCCUCCCCCGCCCCCUCCCCCUCCACGGCGGACGCGCCCGCAUCCCCUUCAUCCUCAUCCUCACCCGCAGCCCACACCGCCGACAUCUACCACCUGGCCAUCACAUCCCACCGCCUCAUCAGCUGCAGCCGCGACCGCAGCAUCCGCGUCUGGGACCUCGCGGCGCCCGGCACCCAGUACCCCCCAGCAGCAGCAGCACCCCACGCCUCAUCCAUCCUCUGCGUCAGCGCGCACGAGGCGACGGACCGCUUCGCCACGUGCGACGUCGACGGGUGGGUCGUGCUGUGGCGCUUGUCGUCGGCGCGGGUGCAAGGGCGGUGGAGGGCGAGCGCGGGCGGCGGCGGCGGUGCGGUGCUGGGGGUGGCGUUGGGUGGGGAGGUUUUGGUUACGGGAGGGAAGGACGGGGGGGUGGGGGUGUGGGAUGUGCGUGAGGCGUCGAGGCUGGGGAGAAGCGAGACGGGGGGAGCGGGAGCGGGGGCGGGAGCGGGGGCGGCGGAGGCCGGUUCAUGUUGGGACGAUUCCACGCCGCCCUCGUGCGAGAUGCUCGGGAAGAUGAAGGCCGCGGCGAUUGCGGUGGUGCUGGGGGGUGUUGGUGAGAGGGAUGUGUAUGUCGGAGCGGGGGAUGGGGCGCUGCGGCGCUGGCGGAUGGGCGGAGACGGGGACGGAGAGGAGACGACGGCGGAGGAUUUUGGGGAGCUGGGAGCUGGGGCUGGGGGCCGCCGGGGCAUCUGCUCGCUGGCGCUGUCGCGCGACGGGAGGCGUCUGUUUUCUGCGCACUCGGGUGGCAAGGUGGGGGUGUUCGAUGUCGAGGCUGGGGCUGAGUUGAUGUCUUUCGAUGCGCAUGGCACCAACGUUGUGAGGUCGGUGCGGGCGGGUGUUGUCGAUGGAGGUGAAGAGCUGCUUGUGUCGGGGUCGUAUGACGGAACGGUCAAGAUCUGGGUGGAGCGCGAGAGAGGAGCCGGUUGGGAACUGGUAUCCGUCAUGAGCCUUCAACAAGGCUUUGAGGCUGGAAACAACCGAGUGCUUUCGGUUGCAUUCAGAGACAAUGUUGUCUACUACUGCGGUCAAAGUCCGUAUAUCUUCGCACGUCGACUAAGUAGAAGCAUAGUCGAUACGCAGUCAUCAUGUCAGCCAUGA